Molecule: messenger RNA, 2689 nt
Organism: Zonotrichia leucophrys gambelii
Lineage: Eukaryota; Metazoa; Chordata; Aves; Passeriformes; Passerellidae
Gene: CLIC6
Product: chloride intracellular channel 6
Exons: 6
Coding region: 2-2476 (824 amino acids)
Molecular function (GO): D4 dopamine receptor binding; D2 dopamine receptor binding; D3 dopamine receptor binding
Source: RefSeq, a predicted model, not a curated record
GAUGGGGACAGAGCCUGGGGAAGCAGAGGGGACAGCGCCAUCGAGGACAGAGCCCGGAGAGGCGGUGGGACAGGCGGCCACAGAGGGGACAGAGCCCGAGGACGCUGUGGCGACAGCCCCGUCCGGGACAGAUCCCGAGGAAGCUCCGAGGGAGGCGGCCCCGACGGGGACAGUCCCUGAAGAUGCGGUGCAAGAGGCAGCCCCGACGGGGACAGAGCCCGAGGAGGCCGUGGGGACAGCUCCAGAGGGGACAGUCCCCGAGGAUGAGGUGCAGGAGGCAGCCCCGGCUGAUGUGACAAUUCCCGAGGAUGAGGUGCAGGAGGCAGCCCCGGCUGAUGUGACAAUUCCCGAGGAUGAGGUGCAGGAGGCAGCCCCGGCUGGGACAGUCCCCCAGGAGGCGCUGGGGACAGCCGCCGAGGAUGCGGUGCAGGAGGCAGCCCCAUCUGAUGUGGCAGUCCCUGAGGGUGAGGUGCAGGAGGCAGCCCCGGCUGCUGGGACAGUCCCCGAAGAGGCGUUGGGGACAGUCCCGAAGGAUGAGCCGCAGGAAGCAGCUCAGGCAGGGACAGUUCCCGAGGAGGGGGCGGCCCCGCUGGGGACAGUCCCCAAGGGUGAGGCGCAGGAGGCAGCCCAGGCAGGGACAGUCCCCGAGGAUGCGGUGCAGGAGAGAGCUCCAGCAGGGACAGUGCCUAAGGAUGAGGGGCAGGAAGAAGCCCCGGCAGGGACAGUCACCCAGGAGGCGUUGGGGACAAUCCCCAAGGAUGAGGUGCAGGAGGCAGCCCCGGGUGAUGUGACAGUCCCCGAGGAUGCGGUGCAGGAGGCAGUCCCGGUUUCUGGGACAGUCACGGAGGAGGUGCUGGGGACAAUUCCCAAGGAUGCGGUGCAGGACACAGCUCCAGCAGGGACGGUCCCCAAGGAUGAAGAGCAGGAGGCAGCUCCGGUUGAUGUGACAAUUCCCAAGGAUGAGGUGCAGGAGACAGCCCCAGAUGAUGUGACAGUCACUGAGGAUGCUGUGCCGGAUGAUGUGACAGUCCCCAAGGAUGCUGUCUUGGGUGAUGUGACAGUCCCUGAGGACACGGUCCCAGGUGAUGUGACAGUCCCCGAAGAUGCUGUCCCAGCUGAUGUGACAGUCCCCAAGGAUGCUGUCCCAGCAGGGACGGUCCCCGCGGAUGCUGUCCCAGAUGAUGUGACAGUCCCCGAAGAUGCUGUCCCAGGUGAUGUGACAGUCCCCGAGGAUGCUGUCCCAGCUGAUGUGACAGUCCCCGAAAAUGCUGUCCCUGGUGAUGUGACAGUCCCCAAGGAUGCUGUCCCAGCAGGGACGGUCCCCGCGGAUGCUGUCCCAGCAGGGACGGUCCCCGCGGAUGCUGUCCCAGAUGAUGUGACAGUCCCCGAAGAUGCUGUCCCAGCUGAUGUGAUCCCCGCGGAUGCUGUCCCGGGUGAUGUGACAGUCCCUAAGGAUGCUGUCCCAGAUGAUGUGAUCCCCGCGGAUGCUGUCCCAGCAGGGACGGUCCCCGCGGAGGGCAGCGCGGACGCUCCCCAGAGCCGCGGGGCCCUGCCCGGCUGUCCCCGGGCCCCGGGCGGCCCCGGUGCCGAGGCCGAGGCGGAGGCGGAGCGGGCACCGCCAGCCCCGGCGGGGAGCGGAGCCCCGGGCCCCGAGAGCGGCUGGGAUCGGAGCCUGAACGGGGAGCGGGAGCGGGAGCAGCUCCGGGAGGACGGCACGGGCUCGCCGGGCGCCCCGGAGGAGGAGGAGGAGGAGGAGGAGCAGGACCACGACAUCUCCCUCUUCGUCAAGGCUGGCAGUGAUGGGGAAAGCAUCGGGAACUGCCCGUUCUCUCAGCGCCUCUUCAUGAUCCUGUGGCUCAAAGGUGUCAUUUUUAAUGUCACAACCGUGGAUCUGAAAAGAAAACCUGCAGACCUGCAGAACCUGGCCCCAGGCACCAACCCGCCGUUCAUGACCUUCGAUGGGGAGGUGAAGACUGACGUGAACAAGAUCGAGGAGUUCCUGGAGGAGAAGCUGGCGCCGCCCCGGUACCCCAAACUUGCACCGAAGCACCCCGAGUCGAACUCUGCAGGAAACGAUGUCUUUGCAAAAUUCUCUGCAUUUAUAAAGAACCCGAGAAAAGAUGCAAAUGAAAAUUUGGAAAAAUCUUUGCUUAAAGCCCUGAAGAAGCUGGACAACUAUUUAAAUAGCCCCCUGCCAGAUGAAAUCGAUGCUUACAGCAGGGAGGAGAUCGCUGCUUCCAGCCGGAAAUUCCUGGAUGGGGAUGAGCUCACUUUAGCUGAUUGCAACCUCCUGCCAAAGCUCCACAUCAUCAAGGUCGUUGCAAAAAAAUACCGAAAUUUUCACUUCCCACCUGAAAUGACAGGGAUUUCCAGAUACUUGAAAAAUGCAUAUGCAAGAGAUGAAUUCACAAACACGUGCCCUGCUGACCAGGAGAUUGAAUAUGCUUACUUGGAUGUGGCAAAGAGAAUGAAGUAACCUGAAGAUGCCUCUGUUUAUUGCUUCUGUGAUGGACAACAGCCAAGCUGGAAAAGCAAAAACCAGCAGAGAUUCUGCAGUGUGAUUUUAAGUUCUGCUAUUGGCCAAUCCUUUUCUAAUGAUUGUAUUGCAUUAUUUACUCCUUCUUAAAUUAAGUGUGUGUUUGUGUUUGUGUGUCUUGCACGCUGCAAAGUCGGUUGUCCAUUCCAAGGG